CUAAGGCAUCCCUAAGAAAUGUUCCUCUUGAAGGGAAACUGUUCAUCUGCUGUCUGCUCUAGAAAAACACUGUGCAUCCUGGUCGGUCUGCAGGGAAACUGGCUCAGUCACUGACUGGGGCUCUAUAAUUUCUGACCCCACCACCCCCUCCCCAAUCAGUUGCCCUCCCCCCACGUUGCCCUCUGACUCACCUGAGACAAGAGAGCAGAGUACCCGCAGAUCCCUCCCCUCUGAGCACUGCUCGUUCACCUGGAGAGAGAGGACAUACGAGACACAGGAUGGACAACAGCUAUGCUUUCUCUCACGCCGUGCUGGCUGCUUGACUCACUUCGGUUUGGUGGAGAAAUACAGAGGAGCGCAGAGAAGCACUCGUGCUCUCCAGGAUUAGAAUUUUAGCGAGAGCCUGUACUGAUCGCAGAAGCGAGGUUUUGCAGGAUGAUCUUGGGAAGCAUCAAUCGAACAGGGGCCAUCCCCACAUUUCUGCGGACCCCAACGGUGAUCCAGCCUCAUCUGGAUAUGAAGCCCUUCCUGCAGUUUCCAAUGGAGACCGCUCCUCCACACAGCGUUGGGCUCUUCCACAAUUUCAAUGCGAUGGAUCCUGUUCAGAAGGCAGUAAUCAACCACACCUUUGGAGUGCCAUUGAUCAAAACCAAACGACCAAUAAUCUCUUGUAACGUCUGCCAGAUCCGAUUCAAUUCAGAGAGUCAGGCAGAAGCCCACUACAAGGGGAACCGCCAUGCUAGGAGAGUCAAAGGUAUCGAGACCUCUAAGAGCCGCCCACAAGAGAGUGAAAAACCUCCUCCUGGGCCCGUCUCUUCUCCUUCACCUACAGGACCCCUGCAGGCCAGAUCAGACACUGACCCCAGCAAAGCAGAUGAGAUGUGGCCCACACCACAGUUAAACGGAUCCAUAUUGGCCCCGGGGCCCUUGGCUGUUUCAGCUUCUCCAACCCCAGAUUCCCCUGGCUCUUCUGCCUGUCCCCUUCUGACCACCCCUACAACCCCUCAACCGCCCCCAGCCUCCUCCUCAUCCCCUGGCUGUGGCUCCACAAACCCAGAGCAGGCAGGCACUGGUGCCUCUGGAGCACCAUCUGUCACCCCCAGCAACCCUGAGACUGAAGAGGACAAAGCCAAGAAGCUGCUUUAUUGCUCACUGUGCAAAGUGGCAGUCAAUUCGCUCUCUCAGUUGGAGGCCCACAAUAAAGGCACUAAACACAAAACCAUUCUGGAAGCCCGCAGUGGACUGGGCCCCAUUAAGGCAUACCCUCGCUUGGGUCCGAAGCCCAGCAGCGAGCAGGGAGGAGGGGCAACAGACCCCAACACUCAGGAACGUACCUUCCACUGUGAAAUCUGCAACGUGCGGGUCAACUCAGAACUGCAGCUUAAACAGCACAUAUCAAGUCGGAGGCACCGGGACGGAGUGGCAGGAAAGCCCAACCCCCUCCUGAGCCGACACAAGAAGCACAGGGGAGCUGACCUUGCUGAUCUCACCAAAGCAUUAGGCGCUGGCCUCCUGCCUAGUCCUCUGGCUGUUGCCGCAGCGAUGGCUGCUGCCGCCUCCUCCAAUGCGUUGGGUCUCCGCGCAGCGGCUCCCACCCCCCAUCCGCAUCAUCACCUCCUGCAGGGUCCGCCCCUCAGCCAUGCCAUCUUGAGACCAGCUCCGGGGCCCAUACGCACCUCACAUGGGCCAAUCCUCUUCUCUCCGUACUGACUCUACGCCCACCUCCUUAGCCAACCACAGCGAGUCGGGAGCCUCACCUCCAAAAGCACACUGUGAAGAAAAUUAUUAUAUUGAAACACCACAGCAAUGACACGAAUCAACUCAUCAACAAUAAAGUCAACUUUUAAAACAAGUAGAAAGGGGGAGAAAAGUGAGAGAAACCAAGAAGGUCUUGUGAAAAGGCUUUCUAACCCUGUUUCCAUCACCCUUUACUGCCUCCUCUGUUAUUUUUGGAUUGAGUGAUUUAUUCAUUGAUGGAUGGAUGAAUGGACAGAUGCAGGGAUUGUUGGAAUAGAGCAAUAUUGUAUGCUGAAUGCAUUUGAUAUUCUUGUUCAUUCUAUUCUGAUCUUCCCUCUAUUUAUAAACACAUACUGUGAGGUAGCAGCAGUCACAUUGUAGCCAGACAUGCUGAAAAUGAAUUAGGUAACUUUAUAGAGACCCCAGAAAACACAUACAAAAACACAAAGACUAUAGUUAACUGUUUCUGUACAUGCUGUAAGCUACAGUACCUUGUCAUUCUGAUUCUGCAUCCUAAACCCUAUGCACCUUGACAAAAAUCUACAGAAACCCUGUUAAAUCAGUAUGUUAGCUGCUUGUAGUAGUCUUCGCUGUAUUCAACUUGUUCCCUGUCUGGCUUUGGCUUCAGAAAGCAUAUUUACAAGAGGAAAACACUUCAAUCUUCAAUGCAGUUUCACCAAUUUCCAUAUCAAGUAGGAAACUGUGGGUAGGCAUGGUCUAAGGAUGCCCAGUUCUUUCAGAAUACUGGCCUGAUUCUAGUUUAGUGAAGCAUCUCCACCAAAUCUAGUGUUUGAAGCAAAAUACAGUGGACUGCAUUGUCAAAAAGGUACUUACCAAAAAGCCAGAUCUCAUACAGAUUAGUUGCAUCUAUAUAGGGAAAGGAGAGAUGUAGAAGAGACACAACAUAUCCCUUUUGUGUAGCUUUUACAUCCCUUAGUGCUAGAAGCAGGUAAUGUGUCUGACUGAAAACACCCCUGACCCCUCUUAGAUCUUAGAAGACCAGUAGAUGUCUAUUUAUUCUAUUGUGUAGCGUAGUUUAGAUUAAAACAUCAAAGCUGGCUGACAUAGAAAAUAUUCAGAAAUGUAUGUAGAGGAUGAUGUAACUGUUAGUAAAUGCUAAAAUAGAUGGACGGGUACUUUGGUUCUCAGAGAAGGCAACAAACCUAAGCACACAUUUGGAUUUACAGGCUCAACUGUUCAUUUGGUCUCUCUAUGUUCUAUGGAAAAUGGAGAUUAUGCAACCCCAGUGAAAAAGUCUGAAAGCUUUUGACAAGCAAUAUGGCCCCCUUUUAAUUCUCUGUCUAAUUUUCUGCCUACAUCCCAGCAAAGGACUGACACCACAGGACUGCCAGCUACUCCAACAGCAUGCUAGAGAGUGUAUAAAAGGAAUGGAGUUUAGUUAAGAGGAUGCAAGGUCACAGAAGACAUGACUGUGCAAUGCCCCUUUUUGGUAUGAACUUCCUGUCGUGAAUCUAAAGCCAUGCAAUGCAUAUUAUUUUUGUUAUUUUAUUAGGAACAAUUAAUGCUAAUGUUUUGUUGUUAUUUUUUGGUUCGUUUUCAUAGCACACUGUUACGUUGAACAAAUAUUGUUGUGGAAAUUCUGAGAAAAAAAAAUCUAAUAAAAACAGGAAUAUUUUUCUAUGGAAGAUUGAAAACCUGCACUUGGGAGAGAUCGAAAUGAGGUGGGAUGUGGACUAACCAUUGUAGAUAAUGUAUUUGGACAAAGUGAAGUACUCAUGGAUGAAAAAAAAAAACAAGCAAGGGUACACUUCUCACACCAAGUACUUUUGGAGAUACCUGGUGCCCUUCCAUUGACAAGCAAAGUGCAACGAUGUCUUACUGUUGUUUGAAUAUUGCAAUGCAAUAAGCAAUUCAAUUUUGUAAUUUGUUGUAGAUGAGCAUAAACCUAAUGUACUGGGUUUUAUAAAUGGUUAUGUAUGCCUGCUGAUAGGCUUCCAUUUCCUUCCACAGAGAUAUUAGCCUUUGCCGUACAGAGGGUGGGAAUUUUGAGCAAGAAAUUUGUACCCAAAGGGACUUGGCCCUUCAUAUUAAAGGGUCUUAUCAAUAUCAGAGUGGGAGACAGGGUAUAAAUCUAAAGCAAACAACGUGUAGUCAGCCAUAGCCUUUUUCAGAUGUUGAUUAGCUUAACCUUUUGUUUGUUCGUGGCAUUGUUGCAUUGUGUAAGAAGCAGGUUUUGUACAUCAUGUUAAUGCCAUUACUUCAUGCUAACUAUGGUUAGCAUCCACCAUUGUGCUUUUGAUGGACUUUACCUCUGUUUGGCGAUGUAUUUAGUUUUCUCAUUAGUACUUAGGCAUUAGGAAGGGUGCUGCAGUUCAUAUUGGUGUGUAUCGUGUAGUGUUUUGUGUGUGUGUACAGACAGAAUCUGGUCUGGGAAAUGAAAGCUUCAAUAGCAUAGGGGCUAGCAAUGGACUAAAUGGAGCUUCUUGCUAUGAGCAGCAUCUGCCUAAUCUAACUAUCUGGGAUAGUUAAUCCAAAAAUGUUUAUUCUGUCAUCAUGUACAUACCCUCAUGUAAUUUUAAACCUAUAUGACUUUCUUCCGUGGAACUCAAAAGUUCAGCAGUUUAGCAGGGUGUUAAGCAUGUUAGCAGAGUCCAGAACAUUCUGUCUGACAUCUACUUUCAUGUUCCACAGAAGAAAGGAAGUCAGACUGGUUUAAAACCACAUGUGGAUGAGUAAAUGACAAGAGAAUUUCGAUUUUUUUGAGUGAACUAUCCCUUUAAACUGCAAAACUGUAAUCAGACAUUUCUAUCCCAAACUUAAUUAUAAUAACAAUGAGAGGGCGAUGUAUUCCUCUGAUUUCAGGGGACAGCUAUUUUAAUAACACCAUGCGCACUGACACAUUCUAUAGUUUGAAACCGGGUGUACUGUCCACUAAAAAGCUGAGCCCAGUAUCACAGCUAAAACAGAUUCACUUAAACCCAUCAGUCAACUCUGUAAAGGCCAUGUUCAUCCUGUAGUCAUCCCUGAAAAAAGUGUAAUCACUGUACAGAAUUGUCUAGAGCUCUUUGGUAGAUUUGUUCAACCUUUCAGGGCAGGUGUAAUGUUGCUGGUGGUCUAUUUUAGCCUUAGCCUUAUUCCACCCUAUAGGCCUCUCCAGAAGCGGACGCGUAACGGAGAAGCUUUGGUCAAAACCUUGUCUUGCCAUUAACGUUAUUUUUUAAUUGAAUUGUCAGAUGGGAAAACAGUAUGUGUGAUGGAACAUAGCAAUAUUCAACCCAUACUGGCUACUCUUGUUUAUUGCAAUAAGGAAAUCAACCAAUAGAUGCAUAUAAGAGUAAAAUAUUAUAGAUGUAAUUUAAAUGAAACACAGAACAUUAUGGAAAUACUGAGUUUUCACAUGAGGGGAAAAAUAAAUAAAUGUCUAAAAAUCAAUAAAGAAUA
This is a messenger RNA of Xyrauchen texanus (razorback sucker), 5139 nucleotides long. RefSeq names its product zinc finger protein 385A (gene znf385a). The record is from RefSeq and is a predicted model, not a curated record. Lineage: Eukaryota; Metazoa; Chordata; Actinopteri; Cypriniformes; Catostomidae. Gene Ontology annotation, cellular component: nucleus. Bases 436 to 1710 code for a protein of 424 amino acids. The transcript is spliced from 8 exons. Gene Ontology annotation, molecular function: zinc ion binding; nucleic acid binding.